AUGAGGCGCACCUUAAAUGCGGAUGAAUCUAGAGAGUCAUUGAUGACCGAAGGAGAGGAUAACAAUUGCGAGUCUGAUAUUGAUCGUGCAUACAGAAUAUUUUUGGAUCAUCUUAAGGAAGAUGGCAGGUCAUAUGUCUUUGAAAUGUCUCCUAAUUUUGUCAAAUAUGAACAAGAGGAAGAUUCUUGUAGUGAUGACAGUGACGAAAUGCAUGGUGAUCCAGAAACUUACCCAAGGGAUUCUGUAUGCAAAGAGAAAGCGACAUAUAGACUGUCUGGGAGAGGUAUACUAAAGCAUCUUAAGCUGAAAAAAACCACUAUUGAUCCUUGUUAUGAGGUAUUCCUACGUCAUGUCCAGGUGAGGGGUGGCUCAAUGCUCCUCAAAUUGGACAAUGGUAUUGCCGUCAAGUAUGAUGAACAAAUUGAAACCCCAACAACGUCAAUCACAACUGAGGCAACUCCUAUUCCCGCCAAAGAUUCGGAAUUGAAGUGUAAACCUUCCAUAUUUUAUGAUUCAUUCGUAAGUACCUUUUUAAUUGAUUGGUUUCAGGUAGAUCAACGUUAUUUGUUCUCUUUGCUAAACUAUUCUGUGGUUUUAGGCUUCUGUGUUUGAGGAUAAUGAAGCACGCAGUGAAAAUCGCAGAUGCAGUAAGAAAUCUUACUUUAGAAAAAGACUUGAAACUAUUAGUGGUAAACCAUUUGAUCGGGACGACUUUGAACAUCUUUUUAAUGAAGUAAGUACUUCUAAACCAAUCAAGAGAGAUAAACAGUUACGUGGAGCUAUAAAGACAUAUGAAACAAAAGAAAUGGGAAAAUCAUAUUUCGAUCAUCUCCCAGGUAAGUUCAUGUACACAUGCCACACUUUUUAGUUUGAGAUGUAUUCCAUGUUAUCUUCUAUAAAUAGUUUUAGAUACUAGUAUCAUGCUAUCAGACACCACUUAAUCCACAGGGGCAUUUUCUAUUGAAUGGUUCAGCAUGCUAAAGAUUCAAUUUUAAAGAUCAAGAUUAUAUGGGCAACCCUUGUUUCAUCAGUCUUAUUCAUUGGAUGCUUCCUUGAAUUAUUAUAUGCACAACUGAACUAUAUUUCGAAAUUAACAAUUGUGCAAUUUUAAAAGUACAGCAUUGAGUAUUUCUUCUAUUUUAAGAUGCUGGAUUUUUCGUUUAAUAUUUUAUUUAUGCCAAAUGAUCAGAUUUUUUUGCGAGGUCUUUUAUCUAUUGAAUAAUCGGUUAGAUUAUUUUUUUAGUUAUUUAUCCACCUAUUCAUUUAAGACAAUUAUAAGUUUUGUAGUUAUUACAUGUUAACACAUAGAGGGGAACUACCUCUCAGACCCCUGCUAACCAAGAAAGGACGACCACUUAGUGGAGCCCUCUUAGAUGGAAAUGAUAGUAGGCUUGCCUACCACAGAAGAAGUUACUGAAAAUGGGUACAAAAUUUGUAAGUCAUUCCUUAAACAAAGGUGAUAAGUUGUGGUUAUCAGUUUAUAAUUACAGGGUCAAUGCAUCUAAAACCAAUCGGUGCCAAUCAACUAGGCUAAUCCCUGGAAAUCCUGGUUGUCCCUUAUGCGGAAUCUGGCACACAUCUAGUAAUAGGAUUUUAAAAAAAAUUUAAAUACUCUUGACCUAUAAAAAUCCCAAAAUAAGUUUCAUUUCAAACUAAUGAAUGAGGUUCAAAUGUCCAAUAAUUAAAUUAACAUACAUUUGUAUCAUUACAGAUGGCACGUUUUAGUUCAAAAUAAAACCAAUGUCCAGUGGUUUUUUAAGUUAUAAAAUUAUAACAAUGCUAUUAAAAUUAUCUAAGAAUAAAUCCUUGUAACAUUGUAAAGAGUAUUUUCACUCCUGUCUGAGCUUAAAAUCCUGUCACGGUCAAGGGAUAUCAUUGGAAUAUUCUGCUGCCAUUUAGUUUUUCUUUCAAUAAUCUGAGAAAGAAAAGUAUUCUCUCUCAGUCAGGGAGGGAGAGAGGAUGGGGGGAGUGAGGCAAAAAUGAUGGCUUCAGCCGUGGUGUCUUCAAUGAGAGGGUGAAGGCUGGCUCAGGAUGGGAGCUAAAACAGGAGAUAGAUAGAUGCAUAGACUGCAUAGAUGUACAGAGAGAGAGAGAGAGAGAGAGAGAGAGAGAGAGAGAGACUAAAUAAUAAGAGCUGAGUGGUAGUUUGAGGUCUAUUGGGGCUUACUGCUAACUCAGGUAUGUUUUGGCGAGCUGAAAGAAAAACUCUAAAUUCUAAAGCCCAGGCCAUGCUGAAUCAUGUGUGAUCCGCAUUGAUCUACCAUAGAGAUAUAUUCAAUCCCCCAUGUCGAUGUCAGGGGGCGCCCACAGUCUAGCAAUGGGAGUCGGUUUUAAAUUUUCUGAUGAUGAUGCUUGGAUAUUUUUUCCAAUUAAAAUUAUUUAUGCUAAAAGAUUAUGAAAAAUAUCAUUGUUAAACUCUCAUAACCUUGCCCCAAUGAUAGUCAACACAUGCUCUGCAUAAUCUGCAUAGUCAACCCAUUACACCCUUUCAUAACCCAGAAAUAAUUUUCUUCCGCAUUCUGCUGGUUCAACCCUUUGGGCACAUUGCUCUUAAUAACUAAUUAGUUUUCUUAAUAGCACGUAUUUUUCUUUAAAUUCCUAGAUUUUGCCAACCAGAUUACGACAGCUUGCUGCGACGUCCAACGUUUCAAGCAACUCCGGGGCUUUUUUUUCUGGUUAAAGGUACCGGGUUUUCUCCCAUACUUUUCCUUUGAUGCUUUCAUUUAUUUUGCCUCUUCUGCCGUUGUAUGGUUGCUUGGAUUCUUUAGUAUCUUGGUGGAUUUCUGGGCGAGUUCUAAGGGUUGUUCCUAAACGUCUUCCUCAAAACGCUUCCCAGAAUCUGUGCCACGAUGGAUCAUUUAGACCGUGGUUAGAUGAGAGCUUCAACUCUUGUGCCUACUGCCGGUGA
Spirodela intermedia is the source of this 2908-nucleotide messenger RNA. The record is from the annotation of a GenBank genome assembly. NCBI's taxonomy places the organism in Eukaryota, Viridiplantae, Streptophyta, Magnoliopsida, Alismatales, Araceae.